Messenger RNA from Schistocerca gregaria, 3084 nucleotides. RefSeq lists its product as uncharacterized. Lineage: Eukaryota; Metazoa; Arthropoda; Insecta; Orthoptera; Acrididae. The transcript has 13 exons. Bases 196 to 2550 code for a protein of 784 amino acids. The record is from RefSeq and is a predicted model, not a curated record.
UAUCAUAACCUACUUUUCGUAUUCCAUUACAUUAAAAUUACCAGGCAAUAACACACCUCCCCAACAACAUUUGGCAAGAAAAUAGAAAUUGAAAAUGUGAACAACUACAGUUUCCACACACAAAAAAGUCCUGGUUUUCAAUAUUUUCUAAAUUAUCGCUAUUACCUUGGAGCACGGAAGUUGGGUUUUGCCAGAAUGUCGCGUGGCGAUCGUCUUCGGGAACAGCUGUUCCUUCUGGAAUUUGUGCUACAGAAGCUCUGCAUACCAGAAUGCCUGCUGAAGAAGCAGCCGCGACUGCGGCUGAAAUUCGCCGAUUUUUCAUGCAUCGAGCUACAGUCUGAAGGUCGCGGCAAGCGAUGCCUGUUCUCGAUGCCGGCGCUGGAGCUGGCGUGCCGGCUGGACACGCGGCCGCUGGCGGUGUCGCUGGUGGCGGGCGACGCGAAGCUGCCGAUGGCGGCGGGCCGCGUGCCGCUGCAGGCGCUGUCCGACGCCGCGCGCCGCGCCUCUUCCGCCAAGUCCUCGCUGCCCGACGCCUGCGCCUUCCAGCAAGAGGUGGUGCUGAAGCCGACGGGGCGGCUGCGGCUGCUGGUGCGGCUGUCGUGCCUGGGCCCGGCGGUGGUGACGCAGUUCCAGCUGAGCGGCCAGCCCGACCGCGCGCUGUUCCGCGGCUGCGAGCCCGAUUGGCGCUCCGUCUGCCCAGACACGGGGGCGGGCGCGCCGAAGUUGACGCGGCUGCCGCUGCGCGCGCUGCUGUGCACGGGAGUUCGCGAAGAACCCAGGCUGGCGCCGCUCAAGCCCAUGGAGCCCACCGCCGUCGCCGCCAAGUGCGAGUGCCAGGAGCUCCUCGAGGCCCCCCCGCCCAAGGACAGCAGGGCGUACGUGGGGCCGAGCGUGCCGCGUAUACCGCUGGUGCAGACGUCGGCUCCACGCCUCAUGCAUCCACACGUACGCUGCGACACGACGGGCAAGCUGUCGCCCGCCUACCUGGGAGCCGCCGCACCCGGCUUUGUGGGGACGCUGGCCUCGAAGCUGCAUCCCCGCGUCAGGUACGACACGACGGGGCGGCUGUCUCCGUACUUCCAAGGCCUGCCCGGGCCGCCGCUGCCGAAUCGGCUGCGCGUGCGCUACGACACGACGGGCAAACUGUCACCCGCCUAUCAGCGGCCUCUGCCGUCGCCCACCAUCCUGAAGCUGCCGCCGCUCGUCUUCGAAAAGGUGCCCGCCCCAACCCAAAAGCAGCACCCCAAGGUCAGGUACGACACGACAGGCAGGCUGUCGCCGUGGUGCAUGGACAGGGUGGCCAUCCGCUGCGACACGACGAGCUGCAUGUCGCCCGCCUUCCAGACCGCCACCACGUCGCCUCCCGAGUACGUGCCUCCGACACCUCUUCGCGAAGAAGAGAGCGAGAAUGAAGAAGAAGAGGAGGAAGUGGCGGAGGCAGUGGCGACUCCUUGGCCACCCGUCAGGUACGAUACGACGGGUCUGCUGUCGCCCGCCUACGUGGCGCCGGAGGAAUCCGACGACGAGGGCGGCGAACAGGUGUUAAUGCAGGCCGAGGAGCCGGCGGUCCGCGAGCAGACCAAGUUCGCGCAGGCCGACCAGCUUGUCAACGAGGCGGGAGACGCAGGUCGCUUCCAGCAGAGGGACACGAGGACUUCACCGUCUACUAUGACGGGAGACCAGAAACCCAAGAAGCGUUCUCGGCCGCGACGCACGUCGCCGUCGCAGCAGACGGAACAGGCUCCCACCUCGCCCAUGCCGUCGCAACGGCCAGAGUCCGGCGACUCGGACUGGGUGGACCCGCUGCAGACUGAGCCGGCGGACACGGAGGCGGCGGUGGAGCUACUGAAACGGCUGUCGCACCAACGGAAGGUGAGCCGCAGGGGUAAGCGGCGGAAGCGGCGCGAGAAGGAACCCAAGGCGCGCGGCAUCUCGGCCAAGCACCUCCGAGAGCUCACCUACCCCAUCGAGCAAACCGUCCAUACGGUGUGCAUCGACGCGCGGCCGCAUGUGCCGCACCGUAUGGGCUGGCUGUGGAACCUCAACGACCUGGGCGACAACCUCAGGGCGCGGCCCAACUGGAAGCCGGGCGCGGUGACGCGGUCGGUGAGCCGCAUCCUGCGCCUGCACAGCGCGACCCCGCAGCAGGCGCACAGCACGGCGACGCGCACGCACCGGCGCGGCCAGAUGGGCGCGCCCGCCGACCUGGGCCCCCUGGGGCCGACGUUGGUGCUGGGCCGGCGCGGCCGCCAGUACACGGUCGCCGUCAAGCCGGCGCGCGCCGGCCACGGGGAGACCGUCAACGAGCCGCUGCAGUUCACCGUGCCGCGGCCCUCGUCCUCCUCUUCCUCCAGAUACACGCUCGAAACCAGCAGCUCCUCUGGGCUCGAGGUCGAGUUCCUCGCUCCAUGCAAUUUCCCACCUCCACGGGGACCGCCCCAGUUGCGUACACGAGAGGUACAGUGUUACGGUCCAAACCCUUCAUUACGUAAAAGUAGUGACAAUAAGGGUAAGAAGAAAAAAGGCGAGAAAAAGGCCGCUGCUCUCUGACAACCUAGUGCCUUCUCUGCGUAACUGCUGGACGUACUCAUCCUGUAAGCAUCAAGGAAAAAUGCAGAAGAAGCAAUACAUUGUUGAUUGUUAUUCUCAUUUACAAACAUCAUUUGAGACCAGAAGGAUUUGGUGUGUUUUUAUUAUGACAUUCCAUCUACAAUUUACUUUACAUAAAGAAUGCAGAAGAAACAGUGCACUGUUGAUUGUCAUUCUCAUUUACAGUCAUUGUUUGAGACCAGAAGGCUUUGUUUCAGUUACUUGCCAGUACACAGUAGACUGAUCAAGCAGGCCUUGUCAGGAAAGGACUUUUGUGAGCAUGAAGUGAUGGGAAUGAGGCAGCAUGAAACUUUAUGUGUAUGGGUAGAGAGUGAAUGGCACUCUAAUAUAACUCUAGUGAAACUAUGUUUCUAACAUGUUUAUACAUUCUGCAUAAUUUGACAUGUUUAAUAUUUUGUAAAAUUCUACCUAUCUCAUCCUUGUACACACACACUAUCAUAUCAUUCAUGGUUAAUAAAAUGAUUAGCUGAAACA